Messenger RNA from Pezoporus flaviventris, 3735 nucleotides. RefSeq names its product VPS50 subunit of EARP/GARPII complex (gene VPS50). The transcript has 29 exons. The record is from RefSeq and is a predicted model, not a curated record. Gene Ontology annotation, cellular component: EARP complex. The coding region runs from base 145 to 3105 and encodes 986 amino acids. Gene Ontology annotation, biological process: endocytic recycling; retrograde transport, endosome to Golgi. NCBI's taxonomy places the organism in Eukaryota, Metazoa, Chordata, Aves, Psittaciformes, Psittacidae. Gene Ontology annotation, molecular function: SNARE binding.
GCUUGAGGACUACUGGUCCCAGGGAACAGCGGGCGGGCGCUGUCAGGUGGCGUCCGAUAUGGCUUCCCUGUGCCUGCCGGGAAGGAAGUCUGCCGCCGAGCGGGGCUGCUGAGCGCUGACGGGGGUGGCGGCGGUAGCACGACCAUGCAGAAGAUCAAGUCGUUGAUGACCCGCCAGGGUCUAAGAAGUCCUCAGGAGAGUGUUCAUGACCUCAGUCCUAUUGAAAGCUUUCGGAUUCCUAGUAAGGAGGAGCUCAGAGAACUACGUGAAGAGCCAAUUGACCCUCAAGCUCAGCAAGAAAUAAUUAACAGCAUUGAAGAAGUUUAUUUUUCCAGUGAUUCCUUUGAUAUUGUGAAGUAUGAGUUAGAGAGGCUUCCUCCAGUACUUAGUCUUCAAGAAUUGGAAGAGUAUAGAGACAAACUGAAACAACAACAAGCUGCUGUAUCUAAGAAAGUUGCAGACUUGAUUCUUGAAAAACAGCCUGCGUAUGUUCAGGAACUUGAACGUGUCACAUCAUUGCAGGCUGGCCUUCAAUUAGCAGCUGUUAUUUGCACAAAUGGAAGAAGACACCUGAAUAUAGCAAAGGAAGGCUUCACACAAACUAGUUUGGGGCUUCUUGCAAAUCAAAGAAAGAGACAGUUGCUUAUUGGACUGCUAAAGUCUCUGAGAACAAUAAAAACACUGCAAAGAACUGAUGUACGCUUGAGUGAGAUGUUGGAGGAAGAGGACUAUCCAGGAGCUAUUCAGCUGUGCUUGGAAUGCCAGAAAGCUGCCAGCACUUUCAAACACUACAGCUGUAUAAGUGAGCUGAAUUCAAAACUGCAAGACACCUUGGAACAAAUAGAGGAACAGUUGGAUGUAGCACUCUCCAAAAUAUGCAAGAACUUUGAUAUCAGUCACUAUACAAAAGUUCAGCAAGCUUACAGGCUACUUGGAAAAACACAGACAGCAAUGGACCAAUUACACAUGCACUUCACUCAAGCCAUUCACAACACUGUGUUUCAAGUAGUCCUUGGAUAUGUGGAACUGUGCGCAGGAAACACAGACACAAAGUUCCAGAAGUUACAGUAUAAAGACCUUUGUACACAUAUUACGUCAGAUAGCUACAUUCCGUGCCUUGCUGAUCUCUGUAAAGCCCUCUGGGAAGUCAUGCUCAGUUACUACCGAACGAUGCAGUGGCAUGAGAGUCAUGACCAAGAUGAGGUAGCAGCUGUAUCAUCUGUUUCAGAUGGUGACAAUGUGGUUGGAACGGAAGAGAACAGUUUUGACCGCAGCUAUGUAAAAAAGAAAUUGGAACAUGGCCUUUCACGAAUAUGGCAGGAUGUUCAACUGAAAGUGAAAACUUAUCUUCUAGGAACGGAUCUGUCUAACUUCAAAUAUGACGACUUCAUAUUUGUGCUUGAUGUUAUCAGCAGGCUGAUGCAAGUUGGAGAAGAAUUUUGUGGCAGUAAGUCUGAAGUUUUGCAAGAAUCUAUCAGAAAGCAGAGUGUUAACUAUUUCAAAACAUAUCACAGAACUCGUCUUGAAGAAUUAAGAAUGUUUUUGGAGAAUGAGACCUGGGAACUUUGUCCUGUUAAAUCAAGCUUUAGUAUUCUGCAGCUUCAUGAAUUUAAGUUCAUGGAGCAGUCACGUUCCCCCUCUGUGUCACCUAGCAAGCAGCCUGCUUCAGCAAUUUCAACAGCAGUAACAUUAUUUGAGCAGUACUGUAAUGGAGGAAACCCAUUUGAAAUCCAGGCUGACAGCAAGGAUGAUGAGACAGAAGAUGUCUUAGCUUCCAAUGGGUAUGAAUCAGAUGAACAAGAAAAAAGUGCGUAUCAAGAGUAUGAUAGUGACAGUGAUGUUCCUGAAGAGUUGAAAAGAGAUUAUGUGGAUGAGCAGACGGGAGAUGCCCCUGUGAAAAGUGUUUCUCGAGAAACUCUGAGGAGCAGAAAGAGGUCAGAUUAUAAUCUCAAUAAAGUGAAUGCACCUAUCCUGACAAACACUACACUGAAUGUAAUAAGGCUUGUGGGAAAAUACAUGCAGAUGAUGAAUAUUCUGAAACCAAUUGCAUUUGAUGUGAUCCACUUCAUGUCCCAGCUCUUCGAUUACUAUUUGUAUGCAGUCUAUACGUUUUUUGGCCGAAAUGACACGCCCAUACCAAGUUCCUCACUCUCUGCUUCUAACAGAGAACAGCACAGUGCUAGGCAGUUUGAAUCAACAGGACUGGGUCUCAGCAGCAACAGAUUACGUACCACGCUGAACAGGAUCCAGGAGAGUCUGAUUGAUCUGGAGGUCUCUGCUGAUCCCACAGGAACUCUCACAGCUGCUGAAGAGAGAAAGGAGAAGGUGCCAAGCCCACAUCUCAGUCAUCUUGUAAUUUUGACAUCUCGCAAUUCGCUGUAUGGUUUGGCAGAGAGAGUGGUGGCCACGGAGUCUUUGGUAUUUCUGGCUGAGCAGUUUGAGUGUCUUCAGCCUCAUCUUGAUGCAGUGAUGCCAGCUGCCAAGAAGCCUUUUCUUCAACAGUUCUAUUCUCAGACAGUGUCAACUGCCAGUGAGCUACGUAAACCUGUUUAUUGGAUUGUUGCUGCUAAAGCAAUUGAUUAUGAACAAAUGCUGCUUCUCAUGGCUAAUGUGAAAUGGGAUGUGAAGGAAAUCAUGUCACAACACAAUAUAUAUGUAGAUGCUCUUUUAAAGGAGUUUGAAGAAUUUAACAGAAGGUUGAACGAGGUGUCUAAGAGAGUCCGUAUUCCUCUGCCAGUCUCCAACAUCCUUUGGGAGCACUGCAUACGCUUGGCCAAUAGAACUCUUGUGGAAGGUUAUGCCAAUGUAAAGAAGUGCAGCAAUGAAGGACGUGCCUUGAUGCAACUGGACUUUCAACAAUUCUUAAUGAAACUAGAGAAGUUAACAGACAUUAGACCUAUUCCAGAUAAAGAGUUUGUGGAGACCUACAUUAAAGCGUACUACCUAACAGAAAAUGACAUGGAAUGCUGGAUAAAAGAACAUAAAGAAUAUUCCACUAAGCAGUUGACCAAUCUGGUGAAUGUCUGUCUGGGCUCCCACAUCAACAAAAAGGCAAGACAGAAGCUGUUAGCCACUAUUGAUGACAUAGACAGGCCUAAAAGAUAACUGGAGAAAGCUACCUUUCCCUGUGGCUUGUACCUUUUUCUGUUCAUGUGAAGCAUGCAGACAAAUCUCUCAUGGACUAAUGACAACAUUCUCUUAAAAAGCAUUAUGCAUGACCUUUUUUACCAGCAUUGGAGGCACGCUGAAGUGGCAUAAUGUUCUAAAAUAUGACUUUUCUAAUCUGUAGAACUAUUUUCUGUUGUAUUUCUUCCUUUUUUUCUUUUCUUUUGUCACAUGCCCUUAAUAAAGGGCCACUUGUUUGUGUAUCAUUGGUGAGCUGUAUAUUUUGCAGAGAUGUAUACUGUAAAGUCAGAGAGAAAUACAUUGGCUUAAUAUAUAGAUGUUGCUCUUUUUUAAUAAAAGGGCUACUUGAAAAACUUACUUCUUUUCUCCCUGCUUUCACCCUCAGAAUUUGUGCUUAAUAGUGGACCGGUGUAACAUGUAAGGAACUGUACAAUAUUUGAUCAGUGUAUCUUGCAUGUAGAUUAAGAGUGCAGAUCAACUAAAUACUCUUCUGUUAAAGCCUCUUUUCUUCAUAUGUAUUUAAAAAUAUCUGUUUAUUUCAGAAUUAGUCAUAUCAAAAUGAUUGACUUCAGAUUAAUAGAAGGUAAUAAAUACUGUACACUAAUAUGA